CUCACCUGGAUAUCCUCAACUUCGCACGAAGAGACACAUAGGGCUGUUUAUGAAAAAAAGCACCCUGGUACAGGGGAUUGGUUUCUCCAAGAACCAAAAUUUCAGGAGUGGCUUUACAGCCCAAAGUCCUCCCUUCUUUGGUGCUAUGGCAAACCUGGGGCUGGGAAGUCGGUAUUAGCUUCGAAUGUUAUCGAGACAGUUAUCGAAACUUUUGGCCCAGAAAAAGCAGUCGGAAUAUGUUACGCCUAUUACGAUUACACCGUCGCAAGCUCGCAAGGUUUUGUGCGUACAAUUUUGUCCCUUAUUAAGCAGUUAUGCCGGACGUCAGCAAUUCCCGACGCCUUCAAGAGCAUAAAGCGGAAUGCCGACCCAGCUUCUACAUUAGGCGACCAGCAUGGUUUUUCAACAGUUGCCAAAAGUUUCACAGAAGUCUUUGUCAUGAUCGACGCGCUCGAUGAAUGC
Molecule: messenger RNA, 462 nt
Organism: Aplosporella prunicola CBS 121167
Lineage: Eukaryota; Fungi; Ascomycota; Dothideomycetes; Botryosphaeriales; Aplosporellaceae
Exons: 3
Source: RefSeq, a predicted model, not a curated record